Dioscorea cayenensis subsp. rotundata (Guinea yam) is the source of this 1210-nucleotide messenger RNA. Its product is annotated as histone-lysine N-methyltransferase SUVR3. The record is from RefSeq and is a predicted model, not a curated record. Lineage: Eukaryota; Viridiplantae; Streptophyta; Magnoliopsida; Dioscoreales; Dioscoreaceae. Gene Ontology annotation, molecular function: protein binding.
UCUCAUCCAAAGGCGAAUCUCAAAGCACUCCAAAUACGGAUCAAAUGACGCAUUAACCAACGGUCGCGAUUGGAUCUCCGUUAAGCCGUCAUACCGCUGAGAAACGGGUCCAUCUAAAUCGGAUGGAACCGAAGCGGAUCCGAGAAUGGGCGGAGCUAGUCUUCCCAUGGCUCCCGCCGGCCGUUCUCGCUGCCGCUGCCACCGCCUGCAAGCUCUUCAACACUAUAGCCGCUUCCAUCACCACUCGGCGAUCCGCCGAUGCAACGCGCGGCCUGGAGAGGUACCCCAUCCCCUUCUCUAAUCCCAUCGAUUCCCAGCCCUACUCCUACUUCCUCUACUCCCGUUCCGCCAUUCUCCGUUCCCCCUCCUCCCAGCCCUGGGGCGGAGCCGCCGGGGAGCCCUUAUCGGAUCCCUCCUCGUUUUCGGAUCUCGCCUCUGUCGCUAUAGGAUCCGGAUCCGGGUGCCAGUGCCGGGUCUGUGAUCCUGAGGGUUGCCCGUGUUGGAUAACGGAUUCGGAUUCGGGUGUGGGAAUGGGACUACUGAGGGAAUGCGGAUUCGGGUGCGGAUGCGGGUCGGAUUGUGGGAAUCGGGCGACCCAAUUAGGAGUUCGGAUUCGGGUGAAGGUGGUUAAAGAUGAAAAAAAGGGUUGGGGAUUGCAUGCGGAUCAGUUCGUUAUGAAAGGGAGCUUCAUCUGCGAGUACGCUGGGGAAUACUUAACAACAGAGGAAGCAAGAAAGAGGCAAAAAUCAUAUGAUGAAUUGGCAACAUCGAAGAUGAAGUUUUCGCCUGCUCUUAUUGUUGUAAGAGAACACCUUCCAUCAGGCAAAGCAUGCUUAAGAGUGAACAUCGAUGCAACCAAAGUCGGCAAUGUGGCUCGUUUCAUCAACCAUUCUUGUGAUGGAGGCAACUUGAUUUCUGCUCUUGUGAGGAACUCUGGUUCAAUGCUUCCAAGGCUCUGUUUUUUUGCUGCCAUUGAUUUGAUGCAAGAUCAAGAGCUUACUUUCAGUUAUGGUGAUGUUACUAGAGUUAAAGUUGAUGCUUUUCCAUGUUUUUGUGGAACUGAUGCUUGUUUUGGUGUUCUUCCUUCAGAAGAGACUUAGAUCAACUCUUUUUAUUUUAUUUUUAUUUUUAUUUUUUUUAAAAAAAUUAUUUAAUUUUGUAUUGCAUGUUAUCACAGGUUGAUUUUAUGAAGUAUUCCUUUAUUCCUUUA